CUCGCGAGAUCUUCUUUCCUCCUACCACCACUUCCCCCACCUCCACCCCCCUUCUGAGAUCUCGCGACAUUCCUUUGACUCUUCCUUUUUCCCGGCGGCCGUCAAGAUGCCUUCUAGGCUAAGGAAGACCAGGAAGCUGAGAGGACACGUUAGCCACGGCCAUGGCCGUAUUGGUAAACACAGAAAGCAUCCUGGCGGCCGUGGAAAUGCUGGGGGUAUGCACCACCACAGAAUUAACUUUGACAAAUAUCAUCCUGGUUAUUUUGGGAAGGUUGGUAUGAGACACUACCAUUUGAAGAAGAACCAGAACUUCUGUCCUACUGUCAACUUGGAUAAAUUGUGGACACUUGUUAGUGAGCAGACAAGACUAAACUAUGCAAAAAACCAGGCUGGAUUAGCACCUGUCAUUGAUGUUGUACGCUCGUAAUACCUAGAAUCCCAUCAAGGGAUUGGGGUCCCAUUGUGUGCUAGGCUCUGUACGGACAUCCAGGAAAAGACCGUCCCAGCCUGAUGGAGGUUAGACUUGGGUUGAGAUCCUUCCUCUUUAGGUAAAAAGUUGGAGUGACAUAAUGGGGCUAUAUUGUCUUGUUUACACUACACUUUUGUCAACAAAAGUUAUGUGGGUUUAAUUAAAAUCACGAUUGUUUGUCCACACUAGCUCCUCAUGUUGCAGACGCACUGUUGUAGUUAGUUAUUCCACUGUAGUUAUCAAAUUAAUAUCCAUUAUCCCACCAUGCAACUGGCCGCAGGGUGCUUUGGGAAGAGUUUGCAAUGCCUCAUGGGGCAUGUACAUGGUGCAGGUUUCUCAAUCCCAUCUUUUCAGGGGCAUCCUAGUAGCUUGUCAGCGGAGAGAGGAGAGUGGUGUGGGAGGCGGGGGAGACAGCAGGUUGACCGACCUGUCCUGAGGCAGGAGGGAGCGGCAUCCUGAGCAACUCUGAGCUCUCCAUGCUGAAGAAUGUCAAAGCAGCACAGCAGGCGCCCCCCUUUCCAGCAGCAGUCUGUCUGUCUGCCUCUGUGUUCCUAGUGCAGGGCAGAACAGGAGCAUUCCACACUAGUGAUACUGCUCUUCCUUCCAGCACCUGGAGCUUUGAAAAGGGAGGGGCUCAUGUCUGCAGAGCAGCAGAGAUCAAAACAAUGAGCAGGGCGGUCACAGCAGGCAUUGUGGGAUACCAUAGAAGCCAGUUAUGUUGACAAAAUAAAUAGCAGUCUCUAUACCAGGGGUGGGCAAACUUUUUGGCCCGAGGGCCACAUUGGGAUGUGAAACUGUAGGGAAGGCUGUGCCUCCCCAAACAGCCUGGCUUCCACCCCCUGACUGCCCCCCUCAUAACCUCUGACCCAGCAAACUCCCCUUUCCCUCCGCUCUUUGUCCCCUGACCAACCCCACUCCCUAUCCAACCACCCCGACAGGCUCCCCGGGACUCCCAUGCCCUAUCCAACCCCUCCUGUUCUCCCCCACUGCCCCCGAACCUCCACCUCAUCCAACUGCCCCCUGCUCCCUUAUCCUGCACACACACACAUAGACCCCCGGCAGCACCCCCUUACCAUGCUGCUCAGACCAGCUGGUGCUUGCAGCCCCACUGCCUGGACGGAGCCAGCCAUGCAGCGGUGUGGCUGCAGGAGAGGGGGGACAGCAUGGGAGGAGCCGGGGGCUAGCUUCCCCGAGCAGGAGCUCAGGGGCUGGGCAGGACAUAGUUUGCCUACCUCUGGUCUAUACCGAUGCGUUGUCGCUUUAA
Chelonia mydas (Green sea turtle) is the source of this 1733-nucleotide messenger RNA. It is a transcript of the gene RPL27A, whose product is annotated as ribosomal protein L27a. The record is from RefSeq and is a predicted model, not a curated record. The coding region runs from base 107 to 427 and encodes 106 amino acids. Gene Ontology annotation, cellular component: cytosolic large ribosomal subunit; ribosome. Gene Ontology annotation, molecular function: structural constituent of ribosome. Gene Ontology annotation, biological process: translation. The transcript is spliced from 5 exons. Lineage: Eukaryota; Metazoa; Chordata; Testudines; Cheloniidae.